Polistes dominula (European paper wasp) is the source of this 1787-nucleotide messenger RNA. RefSeq lists its product as uncharacterized. Gene Ontology annotation, biological process: cilium movement; outer dynein arm assembly. Gene Ontology annotation, cellular component: ciliary rootlet; ciliary tip; ciliary basal body. The record is from RefSeq and is a predicted model, not a curated record. Lineage: Eukaryota; Metazoa; Arthropoda; Insecta; Hymenoptera; Vespidae.
AGUAUUAUAAAAAUUGUAUUAAAAUGUUAACUACAAAAUAUGUCAAAAUUCACAAAAUGUCAGACGAACGAUGGACCAAGAGAGACAAAAUAAAUCAAUAUCGUGGAGUUCUUAAGUUAUAUGAUCGAGAUAAAAAGAUUCGUUCAUUGGAAUUAAUCAAAUUGAAGCAAAGAGUAUCGAAAAAUUUGAAAUCUAUACGAACAGAUGUUCGAGAGUAUCGCGGUAUUAUUCGUGACGUUAUAACUGGAAGUAAAACUCAGCUUUUAGCGAUAUUACAACAAUAUGAUAACUUUCAUUUAGCUUUUGGUCAACUCACUCCAGACGAAAUUCACAAUAGAAUUUAUCAAAACAGUGAAUUAUACCAUCGACAAUUGGACAAGAUACGUUAUGAGAAAGAAAAAUUAGCUAAACAAUAUUUCAAUUUACAAGUUGAAAAAUGUGUAUUAAUGGAAGGAGAGGAUCAAGAUGUUCAAACAGAUCGUUUGAAUCAACGUUUAUCUGCUUAUUUGCAACGCUCAACAGCUAAACAAAAUGGUGCUAAAGCUAUACGAACAACUUAUAUAAAAAUGAUUAACAUUUUAAAAAAAGAUACAAUGUAUUUCGAUGCACUUCUUAAUGCUUUGAAAGAUGAUCAAAAGGAUCAAUGUAAGGUGAUAGUAAAAGCAACAGUAAUGGGACAAUUGGGAGCAGAAAAUGUUGAUGAUUUAAAAGAAAAAUAUAAAAUAAUAACUCGAGAUGUUUUAAAACAUAUGAAAGAAAGAGAACGUACUUUAAUUACUGCGCGCGAACGUGUUACCGAUCUAUGGGAAUAUGCAAAAUCGUUAGUUAGAAUCGAGAGCGACGCAGCUCUUAUUACGGAAAAUGCCAGCUUUAAGGAGAAAUCCGAUCAUUUAGAAAAACAAGUUAAACGUUUGGAAGAAAUUUGUGAAAUAUUAAAAGAUACCGUUUUAGUUAGAAGCCAUAACGAAUUAUUUCCAAGACUCGAAGAACAAAUGAAACAGAAAACACGUUUGAUUAAUCAAUUUAAUUAUAAUAUCAAAGAACGCAAUAAUCUUGUAAUUAAAAAAGAAGAAGCUAUUACCCUUCUUGAAAGGCUUCAACACACGAUGCUAACAACAACAGGACAAUAUAGGAUAGAUAAAAAAGCUUUGUUGGAAGAGAUUGAAGCUCAAAAGAAACGUAUUGUUGAUUACAAAGAACUAAGAAGAUCUCAUGGUGAAUUAUCAAUGAAGAUAAGAGCGGCAUUACAAAAUAUGUUACUUAUGCUUGUCUGCAUCAAACGUGGUAAAGUUGAGAGAAGACAGUUGAAAAAGACGAAGAGUAUAGAUGAAUUAGAUGAGGAUGAGCCUAUAUUAGAUAAAAUUGAACCAGAUGGCUUAGUAUUAUUAGCACAAAUUAGUCGAAAAAUGGGUUCUCUUUUCGGAAUGAGCAAUUUCGAAUUAGACAAAGAAAAAGAUGAGAAAGCAAGAAACUUAUAUCAAAGUUAUGUCGCUGAUUAUUCCUCUAAUCUCAAAUUUGGAAAGGACAUAUUAGAGCCAGCUUUGAUCGUUGAACAUGAAUUCAUAGAUCCAAAUAUAUUAACUCGAGCUGAUGUCAAAACUCGAAGUAGAAAAAUGGUAGAAGCUAAUUUGAAACCUGAAUAAUUUAUAUUAAUAUGAAGAUUUAUUUAUUAUUUAACCCUUUUAGAAAAUUUUUAAUAUAUAUCACACACACAUGGCAAAUAUUUAUGCUAGUUUAGGUAAAUAUAGUAAAAUUUUUCUAUGCACAUAUUUUUUUAACAUUAUUAU